This is a messenger RNA of Scleropages formosus (Asian bonytongue), 1283 nucleotides long. Its product is annotated as homeobox protein Hox-D3-like. Gene Ontology annotation, biological process: regulation of transcription by RNA polymerase II. The transcript is spliced from 4 exons. NCBI's taxonomy places the organism in Eukaryota, Metazoa, Chordata, Actinopteri, Osteoglossiformes, Osteoglossidae. Gene Ontology annotation, molecular function: DNA-binding transcription factor activity, RNA polymerase II-specific; RNA polymerase II cis-regulatory region sequence-specific DNA binding. Bases 453 to 1190 code for a protein of 245 amino acids. Gene Ontology annotation, cellular component: nucleus. The record is from RefSeq and is a predicted model, not a curated record.
CCCCCACUGACUGGCAUUGCUGCGGGACCAACAAAUGUGCGUCACAGACUCGCCGGAGAGAUCGGGGAUGAACUGCUUUUUGUACGUUGCGAAACGAAGCAGAGCAUUGCAGAGGAGCCUUCAAUUCCCGUUAAGUGACGUCAAGGACUGGACCUCAAGCCUCUCGAGCCCGGGGCCGUGGCUAUCCGAGCCCUGUCUCACGUGAUCUCAAGGAGGAGGACAAAUGGCACACGGAUUCCAAGUACAACGCGGUGUGCGGAGGACUGAGCACAAAUGAACUUCGGGAGGUGCCCUUCUGCCCCCCUCCCCUGAGCCCUUGCCCCGAUGUGAGGCGCACCUCGGCCCACAUUAACCCCUUCUGGGCUGCGCUGGAUCCGAGGGACAGGGCUGUCAAAGCCGCCGACUCGAGCAGGUCUUCCAGCUACUUUCAGCAUCACCACAUUUUUCCUUGGAUGAAGGAGACGCGGAGGAACUCGAAACAGACAGUUGGUACCGGCUUCACGGUGUCGGGUGAAUCCAUCAACAGUGACCAUGAAACUUGCCCCUCAGGAAUUAGCAGUGGUUCCAUGGGGUCAAAGAGGGCACGAACUGCCUUUACUGAUUCCCAACUGGUGGAGCUAGAGAAGGAGUUCCACUUCACACGCUAUGUUUGCCGCCCACGGCGGCUUGAGAUUGCUUCGCUACUGAGACUUUCUGAUCGGCAGGUGAAAAUCUGGUUCCAGAACCGCCGCAUGAAGUUCAAGAAGGAUUCCCGGUGGAGGCCACUUGCCGACCCACAUCCAGAGGCGCUAUUUGUAGGCCCAAGUAACACAAAGAGUGUCCAAAACCUCACUUCUCAUGAAUUUUAUGAAUGUUCUGAAAACAUUUAUAGAGCAGCAUCCUGGCACACUUUUUCUACCUCUUUCCAGCAGCAGAAAGGUGUGGUGCCUUCCUCAGAAACACAUGACCAUAGCCAGUCUAAUGCUCACACCAAUUAUGGCAGCAUCAGUAACAAUGAAUGCUGCUGCACCAUCAACAGGGAUCCAUGCUUAACUGCGAGCAUUCAUCACUCUGUUUUAGACACUCCUGAUUCCUAUUUGACCUUAGUAGAAUACGGCGAGCCCAGCUCUGGUGACCCACAGAUGCUCUUGCAAAAUCAGUUUAACCCACAUAGUGACAUUCAGAGUCCUCAUCCAUUCGUCUAUUUGUAAAAACAUGAACAGCAACUACCUUAAACUAUACAUUUCACAACUAUAAUCAAAACUAAAGACUAAAAAUGAUUUAUAUUCUUCUUAUUAUGAAGC